AUGUCUGUGAAACACGCUAUCAGCCGGGGGCUCGAGUUGGGCCGGUCGGUCCUUCAGCUCGGUCUCCUCAAGUCGGGCGGCCGAUUCGCAGCAAAGCUCCGAGCGGUCCGCCUCCGUGUCGGGCCGUUGGCCCGCACCGUCCAGCCUCAGGCUUUCCUGCCCUCUCGGUACCGCUACUACCGCUCCUCUUUGACGGGCCUGGCCGCCCAGCUCCAGUCCGCCGGCUUCAGGAGGAGGUUCGGCGGCGGCUCCCCGCGGAACAGGGCCGUGUUCUUGGCUUUCGGUCUCGGCAUGGGGCUGAUCGAACAGCAGCUCGAGGACGACAGGACGAGUGCGGCGACAUGUGACGAGAUCCAGGCAGUGUUCAGGAAGAAAAGAUUCCAGAGCCCAUUCAAACCAUUCACCUCUGGAUAUAAACUGGAGGAUUACACUAUUGGGAAUCAGAUUGGGAAAGGCUCCAAUGCUGCCGUGUACGAGGCUGCAGCUCGGUUUGCACCUCAGGAGAGUAACGGCAAGUGCUCCAAGAUUCAGCCGGGAGGAGAGGAAGAGCAAGAAGAGACAACUCGAUCUCUGACAUGCUGCUCCCUUCAAACUUUCCCGAUGGCUGUCAAGAUGAUGUGGAACUUUGGGGCAGGGUCGUCAAGUGAGGCGAUAUUAAAAUCCAUGUCACAGGAGCUGGUGCCUGCAGGCCCCCUGGCCCUAAAUCAAGAGAAAGAAGAAAUCACUCUGGAUGGACAUUUUGGGGUCCUGCCCAAGAGAAUGUCGGCACACCCUAAUGUGAUCCGAGUGUACCGGGCUUUCACAGCGGACGUCCCAAUGCUACCAGGUGCCCAAGAAGAGUAUCCAGCUGUGCUGCCAGCCAGGCUUAACCCUGAUGGUUUGGGCAACAAUCGCACUCUUUUCCUCAUCAUGAAGAACUACCCCUUCUCACUGCGACAGUACCUGGAGGUGUCCACACCGGGCCGCAGACAGGGCUCCCUGAUGGUGCUGCAGCUCCUCGAGGGGGUUGACCACCUGUGCAGACAGGGUGUUGCUCACAGGGAUCUCAAAUCGGACAACGUGCUGUUGGAGUUUGACUCGGACGGAUGCCCUCGUUUAGUGAUUACUGACUUUGGCUGCUGCCUGUCCCAGAGGGACUCUACUCUAAAGCUGCCUUUCAACAGCAUGUGGGUCAACAGAGGAGGGAAUGCCUCCCUAAUGGCCCCUGAGGUGAUCACUGCAGUUCCAGGGUGUGGUGUGGUGAUUGACUACAGCAAGGCGGAUGCCUGGGCAGUGGGGGCCAUCUCCUAUGAGAUAUUCGGCCAGCCCAACCCAUUCUAUCGGGCAGUGAGACUGGAGAGCAGGGACUACCAGGAGGCGUGGCUUCCUCCUCUGCCCUCCGAUGUUCCAGCUGAUGUCCAGUUAGUGAUCCGAUUCCUCCUCAGGAGGAGCCCAAGCAAGCGCCCCAGUGCCCGGGUGGCAGCGAACAUGCUACAUCUUAGCCUCUGGGGAGGGAAGGUCCUCGCCAACCAGGACAGCGUUGGCAUGAGAAAGCUGGCCGAUUGGCUGCUGUGCCAGUCGGCCGUGGUUCUUCUGAAGGGCUGCAGUGGACCCAGUGGGAACAUGGUGGAGGCGGAGCUACAGAGGAGCUUCCUGUCCAACCUGGACCUGGAAGACCUGCGCACCGCUGUGGGCUUCCUCCUGUUUGGCCGAGAGCAGCAUCAGGCCUGCGUUCGGUCGGCGUAGAGCCACUCCCACUCAUUCAGGCAGAGGAGUCAUCGGUAUGAAUUUACUGGGAGCCUCAAGUUAAAACUUGCUUUGAUUUUCACCGACACAUCUUUGUUUGGGAUAUUUGAAUCUAAUGUCUGUUAAGGCAAACGUCACUGACACUGUACUCUUUACACUGUUGCACGUCAUCUAAAACACUCAGUAUAUUACAACAGUUAAUAUGCAUUUUUAGAUGGUUUAAUUCACCCCUUAACUUAUGUUGUCUAUUGGUGCUCAACUUUCUCCUCUUCAUUUCCUUGAAUUGUCUUGGAGAACUAACCUUGUUAUCUCUUGUAUCUUUAUUAUGAUUAUUGUGAGCACCAGACAACUUAAUUGUCCCAACGAUGGAAGCUACACAGUAAAAUUGGCUGAGUAAAAUUUACUCAAAUUGAAUACAAUUUUACUCUAAAGACAACAUUUGGUCCCAGUCCAAAUAGAGUAAAAUUUACUCUUAUGACAGUUAAACUUUCAGUUAAAUUUACUCUAUUUAGUGCAAGAAUUUUACUCUACCUGAUAAUUCACU
Pseudoliparis swirei is the source of this 2269-nucleotide messenger RNA. It is a transcript of the gene pink1, whose product is annotated as PTEN induced kinase 1. Gene Ontology annotation, molecular function: protein serine/threonine kinase activity; ATP binding. Gene Ontology annotation, biological process: protein phosphorylation; positive regulation of mitochondrial fission; regulation of apoptotic process. Gene Ontology annotation, cellular component: mitochondrion. Bases 1 to 1725 code for a protein of 574 amino acids. The transcript is spliced from 8 exons. The record is from RefSeq and is a predicted model, not a curated record. NCBI's taxonomy places the organism in Eukaryota, Metazoa, Chordata, Actinopteri, Perciformes, Liparidae.